Poeciliopsis prolifica (blackstripe livebearer) is the source of this 6115-nucleotide messenger RNA. RefSeq names its product GRAM domain containing 4a (gene gramd4a). The transcript is spliced from 20 exons. NCBI's taxonomy places the organism in Eukaryota, Metazoa, Chordata, Actinopteri, Cyprinodontiformes, Poeciliidae. Gene Ontology annotation, biological process: apoptotic process; negative regulation of toll-like receptor 9 signaling pathway. The record is from RefSeq and is a predicted model, not a curated record. The coding region runs from base 349 to 2202 and encodes 617 amino acids.
UUUCUGUGAUAUCGACCAGAAAGAGCAGGGGCACGGCUAGUCUCUGAAAGCAGCGGGUCUUAACGGUGCACCCCGCGCAGGAGAAGGGCGCAACUGGUAUUUCUGGGGGGGGAAAGAAAUUGAAGUAUUUCUUCCGUUUUUAAUGACCAAGCCUGUCCGUCUAACCGCAACGAGCUGAGGAGGAUACGGUCCUUUGGACGGUGCUGAGCGGAGAGCGCGGCGGACAUUGCAGGGAUGGAGGGACCGAGAAAGCAGUCGACGUCGUGAGGCUGAGAGACAGACGCCAAUUUGGAGCAGCAGCAGGUGUACGGAAGGAUAAAAGCAGAACCGGAGGGAAUCUCAGUGUUCAUGAAACUUUGCUACGAUUUACGUGCUGGGGUUGCCGUCCGCCAUGUUAAGGUAAAGCCCAGGUGCGCGGUGUUGACCAUGCUAAAGCGCCUGGACAAGAUCCGCUUCCGAGGUCCCAGGUCGAGAGACGACUUCCCGGAUCUGGGCGAGUCGCCGCCUGCCUCCGACACCGAAUGUAACGACGACGUGCCGCCGAAGCCCCGAGCGGCUUCGCGGGACACAGAGGACGUCCUGCGAGACCCUGCUGGUUCGGGGUCUCCCACCAUGGCAGCUGCCGUUCAGGACUUCCAGAGGUCGGAGUCGGAACGCCUCAGCGAAGUCAAAGGUCACUUGGAAAUUGCCUUAUUGGAGAAACAUUUCUUGCAGGAGGAGCUGAGGAAGUUGCGUGAAGAGACCAAUGUGGACUCGCUGCGGCAGGAGCUGGAGAGGGAGCGGAGUAAAAGGCUGGAUCUGGAGCAGAAGAUGAACGAGGUCCUCAGGACGAGAUUGGAGGACUCGCCACCGCAGCCGCCCCGAAAACAGCAGUCGCCCUCCAACAAUGGCACGGCGGAGAAACAGCAGAAGGAGGUGUGGAGUUCGCGGCUGCAGAAGUGGCUCUACGAGCGGUUCGGGGUUUACAUCGAAGACUUUCGCUUCCAGCCAGAGGAGAGCACUGUCGAGACGGAGGAGCCGCUAAGUGCUAAAAGGUUGACAGAAAACAUGAGGCGACUCAAACGAGGAGCCAGACCUGUCACUAACUUCUUAAGGAACCUCUCCGCCUUAUCUAACUGGCACUCUGUCUACACCUCAGCUAUUGCCUUCAUUAUCUACAUGAAUGCUGCUUGGCAUGGUUGGGCCAUUCCCAUGUUCCUCUUCCUGGCCAUCCUGCGCCUGUCUUUGAAUUACCUCAUCGCCAGAGGAUGGAGGAUUCAGUGGAGCAUUGUGCCCGAAGUGUCUGAACCCAUGGAGCCCCCAAAGGAAGACCUAACUGUAUCUGAAAAGUUUCAGCUUGUACUCGAUGUUGCACAAAAAGCUCAGAACAUCUUCGGUAAGAUGGCCGACAUUCUGGAGAAGAUAAAGAAUCUGUUUAUGUGGGUGCAGCCAGAUAGCACCAGGAAGCUCUACAUCUGCCUGUGGGUUGCUUUCAUCUUCUCCUGCAUCCUCCCAUACAAGCUGAUGGGUUUCAUGAUGGGAGUGUAUGCCGGUAUCAAGUUCUUCAUCAUAGACUUCCUGUUUAAGAGCUGUCCGAAGCUUCGGGAUAAGUACGACACGCCGUACAUCGUGUGGAACAGCCUCCCCACAGACCCCCAGCUCAAAGAGCGGACCAACGCCACUGUGUCCCGGCGGCUGUCCUGCAUUGAGAAGGUUCAGCCGGUGGUGUCUCGGAGCAGCCUCGCCACAGUCCCCAGCGGCAUGAGCAGAGAAGACGACGCGGGUCGCUCCCACAGCACCAAAAAGGGUCCCUUCCACGAGAUCUUCAACCUGCCGGAAACAGAGCGCCCUCUGGCGGUGUGCGAGAACGGCUGGAGGUGUUGUCUGAUAAACAGAGAUAGGAAGAUGCCCACGGACUACAUCAGGAAUGGAGUUCUUUAUGUCACAGAGAAUUAUCUUUGCUUUGAGAGUUCCAGCUCCAAAUCCAGCUCCUCCAAGAAGAACAAAGUGAUCAAGCUGGUGGACAUCACUGACAUCCAGAAGUACAAAGUGCUGUCAGUCCUGCCUGGAAGCGGCAUGGGCAUCUCUAUAGCCACUCCCUCCACUCAGAAGCCGCUGGUGUUUGGCGCCAUGAUCCACAGAGACGAGGCGUUCGAGACCAUCUUCACCCAGUACAUGAAGAUUGUGACCACCUCCAAACCACCGGCCAGCACAGAGCUUUAGGUCCUUCCUCACUUCCACUCCUGGUUGAUGUUGGGGAGCUUCCGAUUUCCCUCAAACUCCUCCGGCUCUCUGGACGGGCGCAAGCUUCUUGUUGGAGGCACCGAGCGGACACUGCUCAUCCUGAAGGGGGCGCUAACAGAGGAGUAGUUUUAACCAAUCGGCAGAGGGCUGAUGGAGGAGCUGGAUCUCCUCUUCCAACUGACUUUUUCUGGCUUUCUUGGUUCUGGUGUUGCAUGUGUGGUUGUGCGUGUUAUUGUGCGUCAGUUGUUUAUUUUAUUUUUUUUCUCCACCACUCCCAGUCAACGGGGCGCCAUCUGCUACAAUAGGAAGCUCUGUCUAGCAGAUAACAGAACCUACUUUAAACUGCCGGAUGCAGAAGUUCUUGCUGUAUAUCAAAGUAUUCAUGUCAAACCGGUGCCUCUUGGCUAAACUCAACAGAACCAGAGGUGUGAACAUGUCCGACCUUUUCUGUUUUCUUCUGCGUUUUAUUAGCUGUGAAGACGUCAGCCUGCAACUGACACCAGAGCCUUUCUGUUAGUUUACAUCGCCGUCUUCGGGUGUUGAACGCGUUUCGCCCCCGCCGUCCGGCUUACGAACUGACGAAACGUCUCAGCCUCUGCUUCCGUGUUUUUUGUAAGUGUGCAGAAGUGAACUGUGUCGUGAACUCUUUUUCUGCCGCCUUAUCCUUUGGAAGUCUUUUUUGUUUAUUUUCUUAACAAACAGCCUUUGUUUUCUUUGUUUGGACGCUAGCUGUGGUCCGAGCUGCCGAUUGUAUCCGAGACGAGAGCACAACGCUGACUGCCAUUUAGAUACGAGGCGGUUUGAAAUCGCAGAUUCCUCACAAGCUGUGUGGAAGAAAUCUAUUUUUGUUUUUUAAACAGCUGGUAUAUUUGCUGCACUUUACCAGAAAUCCUAACUGAACUGGUUGGGAUGUGUGUUGGACGCGUUCAUUUGUUCAACAAAAGCAGCCUCUGAAGUCCCAUGAAUAAAAUGUGGAAUUAAAAUUAUAAUUUAACCCUCAGAUUAUUUAUCAGCUGGAAAUAAAUAUCAGCUUGCGUAGAGAAAUGUACAAAAAAAAAUUCUGAUUUAUCGCACUCGAAAUUAGGUCAAUUAUAACAAGAAACAUCAUUCUACAAUAACAAGAUGUACAGUGCCUCAGAAAUGUAUCCAUAACCUCUUAACUUUUUCAUUUGACACAUUUUAGCAAAGUUUUACCACCAAAUACCGUGUUGUUAGGUGGAAGGAAUAAUAUUUUCUGACCUGUGGGAUCUUUUCAUUUAUCCCUCUCCUUCCCCCAUUCAUUUAUUUUGCACAUUUUCUGAGUCGCGUCUUCCAAAUGCUGGUCUUUUCUAUUUCUCUUCGACUAAAUAACUAGUUUAGACUGUGGCAGUUUGGCAGAGCAGUCAUCUUGCAAUCGAAAGGUUGUAGGUUCGAUUCCAGCUUCCUCCUGCCACAUGUCGAUGUGCCUCUGGGCAAGGCACUUAACCCCAAAUUGCCUACCGGUCUGCGUAUCGGUGUAUGAAUGUGUGCGCCUUUCUGAGUGUGAAUGGGUGAAUGUGACUCUAGUGUAAAGCGCUUUGAGUGGUCAAAAUGACUGGAAAAGCGCUAUAUAAGUUCAGUCCAUUUUAGUUCAAUCCGACUGGUUUAAUCAGGUCCAAGAAUGGAAGACACAUGAAUGGUUGUCCAGCCUCCCAUUAUGAAUGCUCUCCUUUCAUGGCUGGUCAGUUUAGGUGGAAUACUUUUCUUAGGCACUGUGUCUGCUUGCUUCCAGAUAAUCUCUGUUUUCAAGCAGUAGUCGACUGAAGCAUCUUCAGUGUCACUUUAUUUUGAAAUUCACAGGACUAAAGCUGGUCUUUUCUCUUGUCGAAUGGCUUGCUAUGUAGAAAUGUAAUGCCAAACCACAUAAGACACUUUCUGGUUUUUUUUUUUUUUUGUGAGAAGAAUGCAGUGAAAGACUGACGUUUUAGUGCGACUGAUGUACAGAUGUAAUAGAGUAGCUCCUUUUACACUCUCCAGCAGCACACCAUUUAACCUUCAUGUAUGUCCUUAACACUGUUAAAGGGGGAAGCCUUGACAUUUCCUCUGUUUCUGAUCUUUUUUUCUUUAAAAAAAGAAAGAAAAAAAAGAACAACAACCUUGAUGUUGGUCUGAAUCUACGAUCCUCCAGGGAAACGGAGGAUUUAGCUGAACUGCCCUUCAGAACUGCCCUCAACACUGGAAAUGUCUGGGUUUCUCUUAAAUCCUAACUCCUCCUGUUCUCAGUCUGGAUCAACCAAGCUGGAUAUGAAGUUGCUUGAAAUGCAGCAGACCAGCUCAGCCUGUUUUUAGUGCGAGAUUAUUGUUUUAAAGCUUUUCAUUUAUCUUUUGGAAUCUGUUCGCGCCGAGAACUUGUGGAUCAUUACAAAGUCGUACACAUUUAUAGCAAGGAAUGCAUCAUGUUUUGGUAGCAGUAUGGAAUAGAGCCUCCACUUUCCUGGAACUGAAGGUUAAUUUCCCAGAACUUGGCCCCUUUUUCUACUUUUUUUUUUUUUUUCUCAGCAAUCAAAUCACUUUUACCAGUGAUGCACCACCAGGUGGAGCUCCUGAGCAGGAAUGAAGCAGUGCUCUCACAAACAUUUUUGCUCUCAGAAAAUGUUCCGCAAACCAGAAAAGUUCUGUUUGAGUUGUGGUAAAAGCCUCAAAAAAGUACCUAGUAUAUUCUUGGGAAGCACUAGUAGGUUUGUUAUAAAGCUCCAGGUGAAGUAAUUGAGUUUUUUUUGUUGUUUUUUGUUGACAUGGCACAGAUUUACAACAAAUCAAGGUACAAAACUGAUAGAUAAUCUGAAUCCAGAAAAUCAAGCCCAUUACAUUGUGUCACUGACUUUUGCACCAAUCCCUCAUUGUAAUCGUGUAUCAGUAGAACCCAUGAAGUUCUAUGAUGGCUCUAAGAAUGUUUUUAGUUGGUUCUGGUAAUCUUGACGUUCUGGGAAAGUUCAGGCUGUCCCAUGGAGUAUUACCCAUGUCUGAAAGUGGAACAUUCUUUUUUUGUCGUUGUUUUUGCCAAAUCGUUUGUUUUUGUCUGCCAUGCUCUGCCUAUGCUCAUGUUUACAUUGAAAAUGGUUUGAUGUUUCUACUUUCGUUCACCCAGUUUGAAUUCCUUUCAUUUUGGAGUUAUUGUCCAUUUAUUUGCUGUUCUGAAAUGCUUUUAUGUUAUUGUGUUUCUUUUGGUCUCCACUUACAUGGGCUCAUCAGUACUUACCUUUCAUGACCCCCUCUGCUCGCCAGUACGCAAGAAUCAACCAUAGCAGCAACAAAAUCAGUAUUUUAAGCUUCCGACGUCAUGCUAAAGUUAACGUUCAGGUGUAGAUGAAGCUGCCAGAAGCAUCACAAUCACACGUUAAAAUGAAAAGCAGAGGCGGUCGUGUUGGACUGUCGAUUUGCACCAUUUCCAAAACCAGAAAUGUCAUCUCUUCCCUUUCUUCUGGUGUCCUCUCUUUCAUGAAGUAUGUUGUUAACUGUGUGUUAGUAUUAUCGAAGUGUUGGCUCUCAGACAAAGCGUUUCAUUAUCAAAGUGAUUCUCACAGAGUAUAAACUGUGGAACAUCUCCAGGGCUCCUGCGUCGUUUAGGAGAAAUCAAAACUGAAUUCUGUCAAAGCUGUAAAACAGCUCACAUCUGACUAAAGACUUUAUUAUGAUACAAUCACAACAUACAGUAUGUCAGCUGUGGAAGAAACUGCAGGUUUUUAUGGAGAGUAAUUUGACACAGGCUCCUUAUUUUUGAUCUUUUUUUUUUUUUUUUCUCUAAGAGGAAUUUGUAUACAAAAUAAUUCAAAUGUAAGGAAACCAGAGAGUUUUUAAAAAGACAUGUCUAUUGUAAAAGAUAAUGUGAUGUACAUUUUUUCUUUUUUUAAUUUAAGUAAAAGAAUUUAAGGUA